AUGGCUGCCACUCAAACGAUCAUAGUCCCCCACCUGGGCGGCAUCAAGGCGGGUUAUGCCUUCGCCAAGGACCACUAUGAUCCUUCCAAGCCGACCUGCGUGCUCAUUAAUUCGAUGUGCAUGACUGUGUCUCUAUACCAGGAUCAAUUCAACAAUGCCGCCCUAACCGAUGCGAUGAACCUCCUCGCCAUCGAGCCAUUAGGCCAUGGCGCAACCAGUUGUCCCUCUGAACACUUUACCUACUGGGAUUCUGCCCACAUGGCCCUGCAGGUCAUGGACCACUUUGGGAUUCAGAAAUCCUUCGCGCUGGGCACAAGCCAGGGCGGGUGGAUAGUGACCCGAAUGGCCCUGCUAGCUCCAGACCGGAUCCUCGGUCUCAUGCCCCUGGGAACUUCAAUGGAUUAUGAAUCCUCGGAAUCCCGGUCUAAGGGGUGCUGGGACCCGGCUGCCAAUCUCAUGGCGUUUUACGAGAAGUGGUCCAGCCCCUCGGCUACGCCUGACUUUGUGGUGGAUGAUGUCUGGUGUGGGUUGGUUGGUGGAAUUGGCUUUGGGGCUGCGGGUACGGCCGAGAAAUCUGCCUUUUGGACUCGGACCCUGAAGGAAGUAUACCAGGGUGAUGAGGGCCGGAAGAAGGUCCGGAUGGCGCUCAACUGCUUACUGGAGAGAGACGGGCUUCUGCUUCGGAUCGGCGAUAUUAAAUGUCCGGUUCAUUGGCUACAGGGAACCGAAGAUGUUCCUUUUGGAUCCAUCGUUCCGGCAGAGCAUAUCCAGCGUUUCACUUCGUCGGCAGAUGCUAAGCUUGUUAUGAUUGAGGGGGGUGCGCAUUACUUGAAUGCUACCAACCCCAAAGAGGUGGAUGAGGCCCUUCUGGCCAUGGUGACCAAGUACAACGGUUCUGUUACUGUGUAG
Messenger RNA from Penicillium maclennaniae, 909 nucleotides. Its product is annotated as alpha/beta fold hydrolase. The record is from RefSeq and is a predicted model, not a curated record. NCBI's taxonomy places the organism in Eukaryota, Fungi, Ascomycota, Eurotiomycetes, Eurotiales, Aspergillaceae. The transcript is spliced from 3 exons. Gene Ontology annotation, molecular function: catalytic activity. Bases 1 to 909 code for a protein of 302 amino acids.